Aplysia californica (California sea hare) is the source of this 659-nucleotide messenger RNA. Its product is annotated as pinin. The transcript has 6 exons. The record is from RefSeq and is a predicted model, not a curated record. NCBI's taxonomy places the organism in Eukaryota, Metazoa, Mollusca, Gastropoda, Aplysiida, Aplysiidae. Gene Ontology annotation, cellular component: catalytic step 2 spliceosome. The coding region runs from base 96 to 644 and encodes 182 amino acids.
GAGACCGGAAGUUGAAUUAGGCCUAGCUUGUCCAGCCUAGCUCUAUUCGUUUUUCUUUCAUUACAGAGAGUAGGCCUACAGAGAACAAACUCACGAUGGCAGAGCUGCCUGGAGUAGAAGUGCUUCAGAACGAAAUUGAAAAGGCGAGAGACAAGCUAAAAGGCUACAAUGAAAAUAUAAAGAAGCUGACAGGGCGUGAUCCAUCUGGUCCAGGAAUUCGCCGUCUGCUCAGUGAUGGCUCUGAGAGAGUUGAUGAUGGAGACAACUUUCAAAUGGGCAGAGGGAGAGGGAGAGGCCGACUCUUUGGUCUUGCUAGGCGUAACAUUAUGGAGGACAGUGGACCCCCAGCGAAAAGAAGAAUUGUUGGUGGAGCUUUCUCAAGACUGGGUCCAGCCCCGGUUCCGAUGAGACGAACGGACAGAGAAGACAGCCCUUACCAAGAGGAGGAACUACCCCAUAAGCUGUCGGUCCAGUCCUCUGUGGUGAGUACGUCCAGGGAGACCAAGAACAGAAAAGAAAUUAUGGAGGAGCAAACCAAGGAUAAAGAAGGCAUGCAACGAAAUCGUCGUAUGUUUGGACUGUUGAUGGGAACUCUCAACAAGUUUAAGACAGAGUCCAAGACACUUCAGUCAAAGGUAAGCUAGUCUUGUGUAUGGGCU